Messenger RNA from Chinchilla lanigera (long-tailed chinchilla), 2921 nucleotides. RefSeq names its product hepatocyte growth factor-regulated tyrosine kinase substrate (gene Hgs). Gene Ontology annotation, molecular function: metal ion binding; ubiquitin binding; phosphatidylinositol binding. The transcript has 22 exons. Lineage: Eukaryota; Metazoa; Chordata; Mammalia; Rodentia; Chinchillidae. Bases 105 to 2441 code for a protein of 778 amino acids. The record is from RefSeq and is a predicted model, not a curated record.
GUGCGCAUGCGUGAGCCGCCUGCGGAAGGCGGAAGCGGAAGUCGGGGGGCGCGCCAGCUCGGAGUGAGGGAACGCUCUCGGCGUCUGUCCGGCCUGGGGUCACCAUGGGGCGAGGCAGCGGCACCUUCGAGCGUCUCCUAGACAAAGCCACUAGCCAGCUUCUGCUGGAAACAGACUGGGAGUCCAUCCUGCAGAUCUGCGACCUGAUCCGACAAGGAGACACACAAGCAAAAUAUGCUGUAAAUUCCAUCAAGAAGAAAGUCAAUGACAAGAAUCCACAUGUGGCCUUGUAUGCCCUGGAGGUCAUGGAGUCUGUGGUGAAGAACUGUGGCCAGACAGUCCACGAUGAGGUGGCCAACAAGCAAACUAUGGAGGAGCUGAAGGAGCUGCUGAAGAGGCAGGUGGAAGUGAAUGUCCGAAACAAGAUCCUAUACCUGAUCCAGGCCUGGGCACAUGCCUUCAGGAACGAGCCCAAGUACAAGGUGGUCCAGGACACCUAUCAGAUCAUGAAGGUGGAGGGACAUGUCUUCCCGGAAUUCAAGGAGAGUGAUGCUAUGUUUGCCGCAGAAAGAGCCCCCGACUGGGUUGAUGCUGAGGAAUGCCACCGGUGCAGAGUGCAGUUUGGGGUGGUGACCCGCAAGCACCACUGCCGGGCUUGCGGGCAGAUCUUCUGUGGCAAGUGCUCCUCCAAAUAUUCCACCAUCCCCAAGUUUGGCAUUGAGAAAGAGGUGCGCGUUUGCGAACCCUGCUAUGAGCAGCUGAACAAGAAAGCGGAAGGGAAGGCCGCUGCCACUACUGACCUGCCCCCGGAAUACUUGACCAGCCCCCUGUCACAGCAGUCCCAGCUGCCUCCCAAGAGGGAUGAGACGGCUCUGCAGGAGGAGGAGGAGUUGCAGCUGGCCCUGGCCCUGUCACAGUCAGAGGCCGAAGAGAAGGAGAGGCUGAGACAGAAGUCAACAUACACAGCGCACCCCAAGGUGGAGCCCACGCCCCUGGCAUCAUCGGCACCCCCUGCCAGCAGCCUGUACUCUUCCCCUGUGAACUCGUCAGCACCUCUGGCUGAGGACAUCGACCCUGAGCUCGCACGAUACCUCAACCGGAACUACUGGGAGAAAAAGCAGGAGGAAGCACGAAAGAGCCCCACACCAUCUGCACCCGCACCCCUGACAGAGGCAGCUGCACAGCCUGGGGAGGGGCACGUGGUCCCUGCCAGUGUGGUGGAGGCUCCCCUCCCGGAGACAGACACUCAGCCCAUAACCUCUUCUGGCACCCCUUUUAGUGAGCAGUACCAGAACGGGGAGUCGGAGGAAAACCACGAGCAGUUCCUGAAGGCCCUGCAGAAUGCUGUCACCACGUUUGUCAACCGCAUGAAGAGCAAUCACAUGCGGGGCCGUAGCAUCACCAACGACUCAGCCGUGCUCUCGCUCUUCCAGUCCAUCAACAGCAUGCACCCGCAGCUGCUCGAGCUGCUCAACCAACUGGACGAGCGUAGGCUGUACUACGAGGGGCUACAGGACAAGUUGGCACAGAUCCGUGACGCACGGGGGGCACUGAGUGCCCUGCGAGAAGAGCACCGGGAGAAGCUGCGCCGAGCAGCGGAGGAGGCCGAGCGCCAGCGCCAGAUCCAGCUGGCUCAGAAGCUAGAGAUUAUGCGGCAGAAGAAGCAGGAGUAUCUGGAGGUGCAGAGGCAACUGGCCAUCCAGCGCCUUCAGGAACAGGAGAAAGAGAGGCAGAUGCGCCUGGAGCAGCAGAAGCAGACUGUCCAGAUGCGCGCCCAGAUGCCUGCCUUCCCCUUGCCCUAUGCGCAGCUCCAGGCCAUGCCUACAGCUGGGGGUGUGCUCUACCAGCCUUCAGGCCCGACCAACUUCCCUGGCACCUUCAGCCCAGCAGGCUCAGUGGAGGGCUCUCCUAUGCACAGCGUGUACAUGAGCCAGCCAGCCCCAGCCACUGGCCCCUACCCCAGCAUGCCUGGCACCACAGCAGAUCCCAGCAUGGUGAGCGCCUACAUGUACCCAGCAGGGGCUCCGGGGACACAGGCAGCCCCACAGGCCCAGGCUGGGCCCGCCCCUAGCUCCGCCUACUCAACCUACCAGCCCAGCCCAGCUCCAGGCUACCAGAACGUGGCUUCCCAGGCCCCACAGAGUCUCCCGGCCAUCUCCCAGCCUCCACCGUCUGGCACUAUAGGCUAUGUGGGCAGCCAAUCAGUUUCCUUGGGCUACCAGCCAUAUAGCAUGCAGAAUCUCAUGACCACCCUUCCUGGCCAGGAUGCAUCUCUACCACCCCAGCAGCCCUACAUUGCAGGGCAGCAGCCCGUGUACCAGCAGAUGGCGCCCUCUAGUGGCCCGCCCCAGCAGCAGGCUCCUGUGGCCCAGCAACCAUCGGUGCAGGGGCCACCCGCAGCAGUGCAAGGCAGCGAAGCCCAACUCAUCUCCUUUGACUGAUGCUGGGCAAGGAACAUGCUAUCCAGAGUAACACUACCGGUCACCCAAACCCAACUGUGUCUAACUAGCCUCUCCCUCCCUUUCUCCCCUAGUAUCCCCUCUCUGAAGGCAGGAGUGAGUCCUUGUCCCAGCUCUCCUCCCCUGUCCUCAGCCUGCUGGCUUCGUGUCACUGGCUCCCUGCUUUGGUCCUGACAUGGUCUGUGACUUGUCCCCAGGGCUGGGCCUUGGAGAGGGAUGGUGGAAGGGAAGGACCUUCACAGGGAACUGUCCAGCCCUGUGUGUUGGCACCUGCAAGAGGCCCAGCCUGCUCUGUCCCACUGGGAGCUGGCUGUGGUGUCUAGGUGUGGCCCCAGCCCCACAGCAGGGACCUCCUGGUUGUCACUCCACAGCAGAGUGGGUUUCAGCCAUCUCUAGCUUCUGUGCUUCUCAGCUGUCAUCUCUCUGGUGCAGAACAGCGAUAAUAAAAUGUAUUUCAAAGUG